UUUUAAGUUAAUUUAUUUUACUAUAGGCAACCCAACGUAUUUUGGAAAUAUAUGUUUGGUUCCAUCAGCUGUUAUUUAUCAAAAUUUGUAAAUAGUAAACAUUUAAAUAAACAAAACUACUUAAAAUAAUGUAUAGUUCAAUUAAUUUAAAUAAUAUAAAGUAUUUAAGCAGGGUAUAUUCUUCAUUUAUACCUAAACACAAACCAGUUGAAGAUAAAGAUGUACAAUUGUUAAAAGAUUUUAUUUUUUCUUCUGUGAACUUAGUUGCUUUAACAGGAGCAGGCAUUUCUACAGAAUCAGGAAUACCAGACUAUAGAUCAGAAGGUGUUGGUCUCUAUGCUCGGACAAACCACAAACCAAUUCAAUACCAAGAAUUUAUAAAACAUCCACACACUAGGCAAAGAUAUUGGGCUAGAAAUUUUGUUGGGUGGGAACGUUUCUCUAGUGUGCAGCCAAAUGACACCCAUAAAAUCCUCCAACAUCUUGAGGAGGAAGGUCCAUUGAGUUGUGUAAUCACUCAGAAUGUUGAUAAUCUGCACCAGAAGGCAGGCAGUCAGAAUGUGAUCACUCUGCAUGGGAGUGCAUUUACUGUGAUAUGUACAAAUUGCAACACUAAAGUAGAUCGGUAUAAAGUACAAGAAGAAUUGAAGAUUGAUAAUCCUAUGGCUUUUGAGAAUAUUGCAACAAUGAUUAGACCAGAUGGAGAUGUUGAGAUACCUUUGGAGUUUGUUGAAAAGUUUAAAACUCCAAAAUGCAAAACAUGUCAUUAUGAUUUAAAACCAGACAUUGUGUUCUUUGGCGACAAUGUACCUAAAGCAAUUGUGCACCAAGUUGAGCAGACAGUACAUAAUUGUGAUUCGUUACUCGUGCUUGGGUCGAGUUUACAGGUAUUCUCUAGUUAUAGGAUAAUUUUGCAGGCCUUGGAUGAAUGUAAAAAUAUUUGUAUAGUGAAUAUUGGCCCAACCCGGGCUGAUAAAUUGAUUGAUUUUAAAAUUUCUGCCAAGUGCAGUGAAAUUCUAGCAAAGGUUCUACUUUAAAAUGAUUGCUGUGUAUAUUGACUUAUGUAAUAAGAUUUUUUUGGGUUUAUUUUAUGAUUUGCUUAGGAUGAGUGAUAAUAAAAUAUUAAUAAAAAAAUUCUCUUUA
Messenger RNA from Dalotia coriaria, 1143 nucleotides. RefSeq names its product NAD-dependent protein deacylase Sirt4-like. Gene Ontology annotation, molecular function: NAD+ binding. NCBI's taxonomy places the organism in Eukaryota, Metazoa, Arthropoda, Insecta, Coleoptera, Staphylinidae. Gene Ontology annotation, cellular component: nucleus; mitochondrial matrix. The record is from RefSeq and is a predicted model, not a curated record. The transcript is spliced from 3 exons. The coding region runs from base 129 to 1037 and encodes 302 amino acids.